Messenger RNA from Malassezia japonica, 2019 nucleotides. RefSeq names its product ATPase with role in protein import into the ER (gene KAR2). The transcript has a single exon. NCBI's taxonomy places the organism in Eukaryota, Fungi, Basidiomycota, Malasseziomycetes, Malasseziales, Malasseziaceae. Gene Ontology annotation, biological process: endoplasmic reticulum unfolded protein response. Gene Ontology annotation, cellular component: endoplasmic reticulum lumen; endoplasmic reticulum chaperone complex; cytoplasm. Gene Ontology annotation, molecular function: ATP binding; ATP-dependent protein folding chaperone. The record is from RefSeq and is a predicted model, not a curated record. The coding region runs from base 1 to 2019 and encodes 672 amino acids.
AUGCUUCUGCAAGUGAAGCCGACACUGCUGAGUGUGGUGUUUGCGCUCCUGUCGCUCCUGUCUAUCGCGCUGUUCUCUGCCCCCUAUGGUGGCACGGGAGUGGCUGCGCAGGACAAGCGCAGUGAGUAUGGAACUGUGAUUGGUAUCGACUUGGGUACGACCUACUCGUGUGUGGGUGUGCAGCGCCAGGGUCGUGUUGAGAUUAUUGCGAACGACCAGGGUAACCGUAUCACCCCCUCGUACGUUGCCUUCACCAAGGAUGGCGAGCGUCUGAUUGGUGAUGCCGCCAAGAACCAGGCUGCCCAGAACCCCGAGAACACCAUCUUUGACGCCAAGCGUCUGAUUGGCCGCAAGUGGGGUGAGGCGGAUGUCAAGAAGGACAUCAAGCACUUCCCCUUCAAGCUCGUCGAGAAGAAGGGCAAGCCCGCGAUCCAGGUUGAGGUGAACGGCGACAAGAAGGUCUUCACCCCCGAGGAGGUCUCGGCCAUGAUCCUGCAAAAGAUGAAGGACACUGCCGAGGCGUACCUGGGCCACAAGGUCACUCACGCCGUGGUUACUGUUCCUGCCUACUUCAACGACGCGCAGCGUACCGCGACCAAGGACGCGGGUACGAUUGCCGGCCUGGACGUGCUCCGUAUCGUGAACGAGCCCACGGCCGCUGCCAUCGCCUACGGUCUUGACAAGAAGGACGGUGAGUCGCAGAUCAUUGUGUACGACCUGGGUGGUGGUACCUUUGAUGUGUCGCUCCUUUCGAUCGACUCGGGUGUGUUUGAGGUCCUGGCCACUGCCGGUGACACGCACCUGGGUGGUGAGGACUUUGACAACCGUGUCUCGGAGUACCUCCUCAAGCAGUUCAAGAAGAAGACCGAGCUGGAUGCCUCGAGCAACAAGCGCAGCGUUGGUAAGCUCAAGCGCGAGGUGGAGCGCGCCAAGCGCACGCUCUCGAGCCAGAUGAGCACCAAGAUCGAGAUUGAGAGCUUCUUCGACGGCAAGGACCUCUCGGAGACGCUCACGCGUGCCAAGUUUGAGGAGCUCAACGCUGACCUGUUCCGCCGCACCCUCAAGCCGGUCGAGCAGGUGCUCAAGGACGCUGGUAUCAAGAAGGACGAGGUCGACGAUGUUGUGCUCGUUGGUGGUUCGACUCGUAUCCCCAAGGUGCAGCAGAUGCUCAAGGACUUCUUCAACGGCAAGGAGCCCUCGAAGGGUAUCAACCCCGACGAGGCCGUUGCCUGGGGUGCCGCCGUCCAGGGUGGUGUUCUCUCGGGUGACGAGUCGCUCGGUGGUGUCGUCCUGAUCGACGUCAACCCCCUGACCCUCGGUAUCGAGACCACCGGUGGUGUGAUGACCAAGCUCAUUCCCCGCAACACGGUGGUGCCGACCAAGAAGAGCCAGAUCUUUAGCACGGCCGCUGACAACCAGCCCACCGUGCUGAUCCAGGUCUUUGAGGGUGAGCGCUCCAUGACCCGCGACAACAACCUUCUCGGCAAGUUUGAGCUGACCAACAUCCCCCCGGCGCCCCGUGGUGUGCCCCAGAUCGAGGUCACUUUCGAGAUCGAUGCCAACGGUAUCAUGAAGGUCUCGGCCGCGGACAAGGGUACUGGCCGCAGCGAGUCGAUCACGAUCACCAACGACAAGGGCCGCCUGAGCAAGGAGGAGAUCGACCGCAUGGUCCAGGAGGCUGAGGAGUACGCCGAGCAGGACGAGGCUGUUCGCCGCCGCGUCGAGGCGCUCAACAACUACCAGAACUUCAUCUCCACGCUCCGCUCGCAGAUCACCGACAAGGAGGGUCUCGGCGGUAAGCUCGAGAAGGAGGACAAGGACACCCUCCAGCAGCACCUCAAGGAUGCUGAAAAGUGGCUCGAGGAGAACGCCGAGAACGCCGAGGCGCAGGACAUUGAGGAGCAGAUGUCCGAGCUCCAGACGGCUGUCACCCCGAUCACCGCCAAGGUGUACCAGGAAGGCUCCGCGGGUGCGGGUGCGGGUGGCGACGAGCCGCUCAACUACCACGACGAGCUCUAA